Messenger RNA from Colletotrichum karsti, 867 nucleotides. RefSeq lists its product as uncharacterized. The record is from RefSeq and is a predicted model, not a curated record. Gene Ontology annotation, biological process: regulation of transcription by RNA polymerase II. Gene Ontology annotation, molecular function: DNA-binding transcription activator activity, RNA polymerase II-specific; RNA polymerase II transcription regulatory region sequence-specific DNA binding. Gene Ontology annotation, cellular component: nucleus. The transcript is spliced from 2 exons. Lineage: Eukaryota; Fungi; Ascomycota; Sordariomycetes; Glomerellales; Glomerellaceae.
UUGACCGACGAUACCGAUCUCGCCUCUACGCGAGCCGUCCCGGCCUUCGAUAUGUCGCCCUACACCAGCACCGGCGGUGGGCGAGCCCCCAAUGUCUCUCAGUACCUGAGAGACCUCAACAUCGUCAAGGAACCCAGCGCCGAGGAGCAGUUUACUUUUGAGGAGGACCUUGCCGCUUUCACCAACACCCAAUUCUUCGACUUCGAAACCGGCCAGCAGCAAGACUACCAGGCAGCACCCGCGAAGCCCGAGACCGAGACCCAGGCCCCGUCCAGCGCCGUCACUGAAGACCUGACUUCUCCCCUGGCCGAGUUUGGCGACUUUACUUCCAUUGCAGGCGACUUCAGCUUCCCCGAUUUUACCAGCCACUACCCUGCUUCGGGUGUCCCGUCCUUCGCCGAAGGCCUGGGUAACCUCCAACCUCUUCAACCCAACCCGCAAACCAACUACGCGCCUCCGCCCGUGUCUCAACCGCAAAACCACCACUAUGGCGCCCCUGCACCCCGCCCAGCCGAGAACAGGACUCCGGAGUCGUUGAACGGCAGCAGACUCGAGGAGCAGUCCCGCAUCGCCGCUGAGGAGGACAAGCGCAGAAGAAACACGGCCGCCAGCGCCCGAUUCCGUGUCAAGAAGAAGCAGCGCGAGCAGGCCCUCGAGAAGAGCGCCAAGGAGAUGUCUGACAAGGUUUCCCAGCUCGAGGCGCGUAUCAACCUGCUCGAGACCGAGAACCGUUGGCUCAAGAACCUCGUCAUGGAGAAGAACGAGGGCAACGAAGACGUCGCCACCAUGUUGAAGGAGUUUCAGAACAAGUCAAAGACGGUGACGGAAAUCACGGCAAGCUCGGAGCCCGUCAAGGGCGAGAAGUAA